GUACCGUAAUGGCCAGCCUGAUUGCAGAUGACUACCUACAUUAGCCCUUUCCUACAACACAGAAAGCUUCGGCAGCUGAAUGGCUCAUGUCCUUGAUUGAAGCACAUGCUAGGCCACUAUAACUACCGAGUUAAGGGUCCAGGAUCCAUCACACCAGCUCCACCCGACCAAAGCCCCCGCUUCCUAUUUAAAGGCUAGGAAGGCACUGGUGUCUUGAAAACGUGUCAGGAAGAGUUCCCACCUUAUCCCCAUUUGUCUCAUCAUGGCCAUUGCGAGUUCCACCUCUGCCGCCCCGAAAGGCAACGCUUUCGUUGGAACCGAAGGGAUUUAUAACCUCCCGCACCAUAAACGGGAGAUCGACCGUCUCCAACGGCAGCACAACUUCAUUCUGUCGUCCACAGGAGGCCUUCUCCUGAGCAUGCCUGUGGAGACCAAUGCUGCACUGAGGAUUCUGGAUGCUGGUGCAGCGGAUGGAACCUGGCUUCGUUCUCUAGCACAGCACUAUCCCAAUCAGAAAUGGUCCCUUCAUGGCAUCGACAUUGGCUCCGCGCUUUUCCCGCCCCCAUCUGCAGACGGUCCGAUUGUGGAUCUUCAGAAGCAUGAUAUCCGGGAGCCAAUUCCAAAGCAUCUGCACCUACCAGAAAGCUUCGACAUCGUUCAUCAACGUUAUCUUAUAUGGGGCCUGAAAAGCUCGGAAUGGCCACAGGCCGUGGGAAACUUGCGUUCAGUGUUGAAGCCUGGAGGCUGGAUUCAGCUCGUGGAAGCCCAAUGGGUAGAUCGUGACACACCAUUUGACCCUGUUAAGUUCCCUACCCUUGCCAAGAUGUCGGAGUUCGAAAAGUGGAGCACUGCUGCUUUUGGGAUGAAUGCUUAUAUUGCUUAUGAACUGGAGGAUUUGCUCAGCGACCUGGGGUUUAGGAACAUUAAGAAAACAUCGUUCGCUUUGGGGUAUGGUGCAAUGGCUAGAGAGGAGCAGUGGAAAGUGGCCUCUGCUCAUAUAUUGGUGGAAGGAUUCCGCAGCCUCGGGCAUAAAAUGCCCCCUGGCGGUAUCCCUGGGGUGGCAAGAACCCCGGCUGAGUACGAUGCUUUCUUGGACGAAUUGCGGGACGACGUGAUAAAGCAUGGAUAUGCGCCGCAGCUGAAUAUUGUCAUUGGGCAGAAGCCCUCGGAACUGGCUUUAGCCUCACUCUGAGUGCACAGGCGCUGAUUUUGUCUGGACAAGGUACAUGAUGUGGGUUCGUGCGUUGGACCAUAUAUUGUAAUGUGUUUAUUCUUGAGUGUUUUGGUUGAAAUGCUAUAACUGUAC
Aspergillus costaricaensis CBS 115574 is the source of this 1306-nucleotide messenger RNA. RefSeq names its product class I SAM-dependent methyltransferase. Lineage: Eukaryota; Fungi; Ascomycota; Eurotiomycetes; Eurotiales; Aspergillaceae. The transcript is spliced from 2 exons. The record is from RefSeq and is a predicted model, not a curated record. Gene Ontology annotation, molecular function: methyltransferase activity. The coding region runs from base 263 to 1192 and encodes 309 amino acids.